GGCGGCCGCGGUGCAGUACGGCCGGGAAGGAGGGCCGAGGUUGUGAGCUGCCUCCGGGGCCGCGGCGCCCGCCGAGGUGGCCUGCCGGCUGCGCUCCCACAGGUGCUGGUGCCCCGGGUCAUGCCGGAGCGCUGGGGCCACCGGCAGCAUGAAGGGCGGCGACCGCGCGUACUCCCGAGGUCCCUCUUUGGGGUGGCUCUUUGCGAAGUGCUGCUGUUGCUUUCCGUGCAGGGAUGCGUACUCUCAUUCCUCAAGUGAAAACGGAGGCAAGUCCGAGUCGGUGGCCAACCUGCAGGCCCAACCAUCCCUGAACUCCAUCCACAGCUCCCCUGGGCCCAAGCGUUCCACCAACACCCUGAAGAAGUGGCUGACAAGUCCCGUGCGCCGGCUUAACAGUGGGAAAGCAGACGGAAACAUCAAGAAGCAGAAGAAAGUACGAGAUGGUCGAAAGAGCUUUGACCUGGGAUCUCCCAAGCCUGGGGAUGAGACGACCCCUCAGGGAGAUAGCGCUGAUGAGAAGAGCAAGAAAGGUUGGGGUGAAGAUGAGGCAGAUGAAGAGUCACACACACCCCUCCCCCCGCCUAUGAAGAUCUUUGACAACGACCCCACACAGGACGAAAUGAGUCUGGAAGGAGGCUCUUACCGAGGGAGCUUGAAAGACCCCACAGGCUGCCUGAAUGAAGGCAUGACCCCACCCACACCUCCCAGAAAUCUGGAAGAAGAACAGAAAGCCAAGGCUCUGAGAGGCAGGAUGUUUGUCCUGAAUGAACUGGUCCAGACAGAGAAAGACUAUGUCAAGGACCUGGGAAUUGUGGUGGAGGGCUUCAUGAAGAGAAUAGAAGAAAAGGGUGUCCCCGAGGACAUGCGAGGAAAGGAUAAAAUCGUGUUUGGAAAUAUUCACCAGAUUUAUGAUUGGCAUAAGGAUGUUUUCCUGGGUGAACUGGAAAAAUGUAUCCAGGAGCAAGACAGAUUGGCACAGCUCUUUAUUAAAUAUGAGCGGAAGCUGCACAUCUACGUGUGGUACUGCCAGAAUAAGCCACGCUCUGAGUACAUCGUCGCUGAGUACGAUGCCUACUUUGAAGAGGUGAAACAAGAGAUAAAUCAAAGGCUGACACUUAGCGACUUCCUUAUCAAGCCCAUUCAGAGAAUAACAAAAUAUCAACUGCUCCUCAAGGACUUCCUGAGAUACAGCGAGAAGGCUGGUUUGGAGUGUUCAGACAUUGAGAAAGCAGUGGAGUUAAUGUGCCUUGUUCCAAAACGCUGCAAUGACAUGAUGAACCUGGGACGCCUGCAGGGCUUUGAGGGGACCCUGACUGCUCAGGGCAAGCUGCUGCAGCAGGACACAUUCUAUGUGAUUGAGCUGGAUGCUGGCAUGCAGUCACGGACCAAGGAGAGGCGUGUGUUCCUCUUUGAGCAAAUCGUCAUCUUCAGUGAACUGCUCAGGAAGGGAUCCCUCACCCCAGGCUACAUGUUCAAAAGGAGCAUCAAGAUGAACUACUUGGUCCUGGAGGAGAACGUAGACAAUGACCCCUGCAAGUUUGCACUUUUGAACAGGGAGACUUCAGAGAGGGUCAUUCUGCAAGCCGCCAACGCUGACAUCCAGCAGGCCUGGGUGCAGGACAUCAACCAAGUCUUAGAAACACAGCGAGACUUCUUAAAUGCCCUGCAGUCGCCCAUUGAGUAUCAGCGGAAAGAAAGGAGCACAGCCGUGAUGAGGUCCCAGCCUGCUAGGGUUCCCCAAGCCAGCCCGAGACCCUACUCCUCCAUCCCCGUGGGCUCUGAGAAGCCCCCAAAGGGCUCCAGCUAUAACCCGCCUCUGCCACCCCUGAAGAUAUCUACCUCCAAUGGCAGUCCAGGGUUUGACUACCACCAGGCUGGGGACAAGUUUGAGGCCAGCAAGAGUGACCUGGGAGGAUGCAAUGGGGCCUCAUCCAUGGCCGUGAUCAAAGAUUACUAUGCACUGAAGGAGAAUGAAAUCUGUGUGAGCCAAGGUGAGGUUGUCCAGGUCCUCGCCGUCAACCAGCAGAACAUGUGCCUGGUAUACCAGCCCGCCAGCGACCACUCCCCCGCUGCUGAGGGCUGGGUCCCUGGCAGCAUCCUGGCGCCCCUCACCAAAGCCAUGGCAGCCACAGAAAAUAGUGACGGGAGCAUCAAGAAGUCAUGUUCAUGGCAUACUCUACGCAUGAGAAAGCGGGCAGAAGUGGAGAACACGGGUAAAAAUGAAGCCACAGGGUCUCGUAAACCCAAGGAUAUUCUGGGCAACAAAGUCUCUGUUAAAGAGACGAACAGUUCCGAGGAGUCAGAGUGUGAUGAUCUUGACCCUAAUACUAGCAUGGAGAUCUUAAAUCCAAAUUUCAUCCAAGAAGUGGCGCCAGAAUUCCUUGUGCCUUUAGUGGAUGUGACCUGCUUGCUUGGGGACACAGUGACACUGCAGUGCAAAGUCUGUGGGCGGCCAAAGCCCACCAUCACUUGGAAGGGUCCAGACCAGAACAUCCUUGACACUGACAACAGCUCAGCUACAUACACCGUCUCCUCCUGUGAUUCUGGGGAAAUCACCCUGAAAAUCUGCAAUCUGAUGCCCCAAGACAGCGGUAUCUAUACCUGCAUAGCAGCAAACGACCAUGGUACUGCGUCAACAUCUGCUACCGUUAAAGUGCAAGGCGUUCCAGCGGCCCCUAACCGCCCAAUUGCCCAAGAGAGAAGCUGCACUUCCGUGAUCCUCCGCUGGCUGCCACCAUCCAGCACGGGAAACUGCACCAUUUCGGGUUACACCGUGGAGUACAGAGAGGAAGGUUCCCAGGCCUGGCAGCAGUCAGUAGCAUCGACCUUGGACACCUACCUUGUCAUUGAAGACCUCAGUCCUGGGAGUCCUUAUCAGUUCAGAGUCAGUGCCAGUAACCCCUGGGGGAUCAGCCUUCCCAGUGAGCCCUCAGAAUUCGUGCGACUUCCAGAAUACGACGCUGCUGCUGAUGGUGCCACCAUUUCUUGGAAGGAAAAUUUUGAUUCAGCUUAUACUGAGCUGAAUGAAAUUGGAAGAGGCCGGUUCUCCAUAGUAAAGAAGUGCAUUCACAAAGCUACUCGCAAAGAUGUUGCAGUGAAAUUUGUUAGCAAAAAAAUGAAGAAAAAAGAGCAGGCUGCCCACGAGGCUGCCCUGCUUCAGCACCUGCAGCACCCCCAAUACAUCACUCUCCAUGACACCUAUGAGUCCCCCACUUCCUACAUCCUCAUUUUGGAACUGAUGGAUGAUGGCCGACUCUUAGACUACCUUAUGAAUCAUGAUGAGCUGAUGGAAGAAAAAGUAGCUUUCUACAUUCGAGACAUCAUGGAAGCCCUGCAGUACCUUCACAACUGCAGAGUUGCACAUUUGGACAUAAAGCCUGAAAACCUGCUCAUUGACCUACGGAUUCCAGUGCCUCGCGUGAAGCUCAUUGACUUGGAGGAUGCUGUCCAGAUCUCAGGUCACUUCCAUAUCCACCACCUGCUGGGGAACCCCGAGUUUGCUGCCCCAGAAGUGAUCCAGGGCAUCCCUGUAUCCCUGGGCACCGACAUCUGGAGCAUCGGGGUUUUGACAUACGUCAUGCUGAGUGGGGUCUCCCCCUUCUUGGAUGAGAGCAAGGAGGAGACGUGUAUCAAUGUGUGCAGGGUGGACUUCAGCUUCCCCCAUGAGUACUUCUGCGGUGUGAGCAAUGCUGCCAGAGAUUUCAUCAAUGUGAUCCUACAGGAAGACUUUCGGAGGCGGCCCACGGCAGCCACCUGCCUGCAGCAUCCGUGGCUGCAGCCCCACAAUGGCAGCUACUCCAAGAUCCCCCUGGACACCUCCCGCUUGGCGUGCUUCAUUGAGCGUCGCAAGCAUCAGAAUGAUGUGCGCCCCAUUCCCAACGUCAAGAGCUACAUUGUCAAUCGGCUAAACCAAGGCACGUAGCCAUCCCCCAGCCCUCGUGGUUUCACAUGGAAGUGCAGUGUGAACCAAAGUUAGACUGAACGUGUCUGUAAAUAAUUCUGUCCAUCAUUCACUCCAUGUGGUUCUCUGGAUUGAGAGAUGUACCUCUUAAACUUCCUCAGUGGUUUUUCAAAGUCUGAGCAGCAGUGAAAUCACUCUAAAUCCAGGGACUUUCCAGAAGGUCGUUCAGAAGAGAUACAGAUGUACAGAGUCAUGGAAAGUAUUCAGAAGAGAGGCAGAGAUAACAAGAAUAGCAGCUGUUAUGAAAUUUUAAUUGUGCUCCAAAAUGAGUGGUUAACUUGGCAAAACAUAAGAUCACUGAAGAAAGUAUAAAGGUUCCUGCCUUUGCUGAAAUUUUAAACAAGAAGUUCUGUUUAACAGAGAUGUCAUGUAUGUCAACUAUACUGGUUUAGAUUACUUACAUAUAGUUUCUUAAUAGGAUACAUGUACACAUACAGUAAAAAUAU
Messenger RNA from Odocoileus virginianus texanus, 4407 nucleotides. RefSeq names its product kalirin RhoGEF kinase (gene KALRN). Gene Ontology annotation, molecular function: protein binding; ATP binding; protein kinase activity. Lineage: Eukaryota; Metazoa; Chordata; Mammalia; Artiodactyla; Cervidae. The record is from RefSeq and is a predicted model, not a curated record. Gene Ontology annotation, biological process: intracellular signal transduction; axon guidance; protein phosphorylation. Gene Ontology annotation, cellular component: plasma membrane; postsynaptic density; extrinsic component of membrane.